CUGCGCCUAGAGCUGCUCUUCAGACUUGAAAAGUACUUGCCCGUGUUCGGGGUCUGCGGUCAGACCAGCAUCUCCUGCAGGGUGGUGAAGGGGAAGGUAGUGGAGGAAGGCAAGUGGCCGUGGCAAGUGAGCAUCCUCUUCCUGGGCAUGUAUGUCUGCAGCGGCUCCCUCUUUCAUGAGCAAUGGGUCCUGACAGCCGCUCACUGCUUAGAAAGAUCCAAGAACGAAAGUGACUACUUGGUGAAAGUGGGAACCCAGCACUUCUCUGAGAAUGGCACUCAGUGCCUGGUCACUCACAUCGUGAUCCACCGGGGCUUCGACAAUCUCGCCUCCCAGGACAUUGCCCUCCUGAAGCUGCAGACGCCCGUGGUUUGGUCCCGCCAUCUCCAGCCCGUCUGCCUCCCCAGUGCCAACUACAAGCCACCCUCUGGCUCCUUGUGCUGGGUCAUUGCGUGGGGAAAGGUGGGGAAGCAAGGGACCACAGCGUUGUCCUCAGAGACCCAGAUGCCCAGCCUCUACAAUCUUCACGAGGUGUCGGUCAGGAUCUUACCCAACUACAUGUGCAAUCAGAAAUACCGAUUCCUCGUCAAGAGGAGCCAGCAGCAAUUCAUCGGGAACGACAUGCUGUGUGGCAGCUUGGAGCGGGGUGUGAAAUACUGUCAGAGUAACUCUGGAAGCCCCCUCGUGUGCGAGGUGAACAAGACCUGGAUCCAGGUGGGGUUGGUGAGCUGGGGCUUCAGCUGCAGCAGGUCCCGGUUACCAAGCAUCUACACCAGCACUUCCCACUUCAACCAGUGGAUCAAGAGCCAGGUCAACGACGUGAAGUUCAUCAGCCGAGCUGGCUCUGCCUUCCUGAACCCCAUCGUCCUCACGGGCUACAUUCUGCUGGUCUCCUUGGGGUCCCUAUGGCUCCUGUGAGCAGAGGACACUCCUGGGGGCGGCUUCCCUCUCUCCUCUGUUCUGCCCUUAGGAGAAGGAAGGGGAGACCAGAGAGACAUGGGCCAUCAGGGCAAGGUAUCCAUGGGGGAGGGUUCCAGAGCUACUGUCUUCUCUAUCGUCCACAAAGAUGCCCUUGAACACCAAGCCAAUGAAGUCAUCUUUCUUCUCUA
Molecule: messenger RNA, 1109 nt
Organism: Echinops telfairi (small Madagascar hedgehog)
Lineage: Eukaryota; Metazoa; Chordata; Mammalia; Afrosoricida; Tenrecidae
Gene: PRSS46P
Product: serine protease 46
Exons: 5
Coding region: 148-918 (256 amino acids)
Biological process (GO): proteolysis
Molecular function (GO): serine-type endopeptidase activity
Source: RefSeq, a predicted model, not a curated record